GUAACGCACAGUAGUUUGGCGUUUGCGUUACGAUUCUUCGUGAUCGGCGAUUCAUCGAGCUUCGUCGCCUCGAAAUCACGAAAUGCAAAUAUUCCUCGCUGAGAAUUCUGGUCGAUGUUAAUUACUUUGAAGCCUAGUGAUCGAAGUCAUAUGAUAGACUAUUGCAAAAGUUAACAUGUGCUCCGUUAGCUAACAAAUUAAUUAUAACAGGAAGUUUUUACCUUACAUAUUGAAUUUAAAAUUCGGAUUAUGCACAAUGUACAAGUCACAGUUCGUUGGCUUGGACGGCAAGCCAUGCGACACGAGGUGCAUGUUGUGCGAUUGCACGUUCGUUCUCCCGACGAACGAAACGGAUUUUCUCACGCAUUUGUUUAAAACGCAUCGCCUCGUUAUAGCUGAUGUUUGGAAAAUAGCUAGUUUGAGGAGUUAUGUACAUUAUUGGAGCUUGAAGUUUAAGGAAGCACCAUUGACGACUUACUGUAGCACAUUGUUAAUGGAUUGCAAACCAGAUGGAGAGGCAAGCAAAAACGAACAUUAUUUUCUACUUUCUGACUGUCUAUUGGAAGAUAAGACUUUGAGAGGCGAGAUACACCAAGCUAAACUGGAAUGGACAUUGGCGCAGCAAGAUGCUGAACGUGCAGAUACAAGUUUCAAGCGUGGCUGUAUAUUCUGCCGUACUGAGAUUUGUGGAUCACGUGCUGCAUAUAUAAAACACCUGUAUCAGAAGCAUAAUUUUUAUAUCGGCAAGCCAGAAAACUUGGUGUUUGUAGAUGAGCUUCUGGAUAAAAUCCAAAACAAUAUCGAAAGUUUAGUAUGCAUUUACUGUGAAGGAACAUUUAAGGAUCGUACGGUAUUAAAGGAGCACAUGCGAAAAAAGUUUCACAAGUGCAUAAAUCCUCAAAAUAAAGCAUAUGAUAAAUUUUAUAUAAUCAAUUAUCUGGAGCCAGAAAGAACUUGGCAACAACAGACUAAUUCUAAAACAAAUCCCAAUGUAGAAGGUGGUAGUAGCGACAAUGAAGAUGAGGAAAGUUCGUGGUCUGAUUGGAAUGACGAUUCUAUCAAAAUUAUAUGUCUAUUUUGUAAUUAUAGCAAUAAUGAAUUUACUUGUAUCCUGAGGCACAUGAAAGAAGCACACAGUUUUCACUUUGAAGAAACCGUUAAAGAUUUAACCUUUUAUCAAAAAGUGAAAGUAGUCAAUUAUAUAAAGAGACAAAUUCAAUUGCAACGAUGUAUUUUCUGUGAAACAGAAUCAGACAAUAUCUUGGAGCACAUGAAAGAUCAACAGCAUUGUAAAAUUGCCGCACAAAAAGUUUGGGAUCAGCCAGAAUAUUAUUUUCCUAUGUCUGAAAAUGAUUCAUUUUUAUACAAUCUUGAUGCGACUAGUAACAGCGAUGAAGAAAGUGACAUUGAGAAUCUUACUGAAGCAAUGUUCAAUUUAUAAACGAUUUUACAUGAAUAGAAGCUGAACUUUAUUCGGUAUUCUACCAGAGAGGAACAUAAGAGCGAUCAUCGCGUCGUUUUAAGGUGUUUUCAUCUAUCAGCGGUUCUAUGUGCACAAAAUGUGCACAUUGAAUUAUGUAAUCAAAUAUCUGAAUCUGUAGGUAAUGUGUAUGAUUUUGGGUCUCUUCUAUGCCAUGUCCACGUUUAUUUGGUUUUGUGUCACGUUAUACCCGUAAAUUUUACAAUUAUAUGCAUUCAUAUUUUAAA
Molecule: messenger RNA, 1707 nt
Organism: Monomorium pharaonis (pharaoh ant)
Lineage: Eukaryota; Metazoa; Arthropoda; Insecta; Hymenoptera; Formicidae
Product: zinc finger protein 277
Exons: 8
Coding region: 257-1441 (394 amino acids)
Source: RefSeq, a predicted model, not a curated record